AUCUAAAGCUCCAAUUCUUUGAACUCUUUAACCCUUAGUUGCCGGUUGCAAAGCUGCCUCCCCAUGGCCUCCGACCUGGAGACCCUCAGCGAGGCCAGUGGCACCGUGGACGAGGUAGAUGUGGAUGGCUCCAUCUCGGGCUUCUCAGGUGGCCACUCCAGCAGCUCGAAGCCCUUCGAGGUCUCUGCCGCGGAGCUCGAGGCUCGGCUACGGCUAGAGCCACCAGGGUUUGCGAGCUCUUCUCGUGGAGGUCGAGGCGUCACGACCCUUCCCGGGCGAGUUGCACUGGGCACUGCCGGACAUGUCCAAGGCCUUCGGCCUGCGCCCGUGCCGCGACAGGACCCGUCCCCCUCACCACGUGAUGAUCGGCGGCGCUUCCAUUUGCUGGAAGAGACCUUGGUCCUGAAGGAUCGAAGGAUUGCUGAGCUCCAGUCACAGGUGGACUCGCUGCGGGAGCGGCGGACGGAUCUGGCACGCAAGGUGGAGAUCGAACAGGACGUGCGGGAACAGAUCAAUUCAGAGAUCCGGGGAUUUCAGGAGAAGGCGCAUGCCGAUCUCCGGCAAGUGCGCAGCAACAUGGCUGCCUUGCACCAAAAAGAAGUGGCCCUCCUCCAGGAACGGCUCACCGAAGCGGAAGAGCGGGCGUCGCGCUUGCAGUCCCGCCUCAACCACGAGGAGCAAGCGCACCAGACGCUCCAGUUGGCACAUCAGCGGCUGGCAGCAGAGCUCCAACAUGAGAUUACGGAGAAGGUGGAGAAAGACUACCGCCUCCUCCUACAGGACUCUGAGGCUCAUGCCCGCCGCGCCCAGCUGCUGGAAGAAACCUUGGCCCUGCGCGACGAGAAGGUCGCCGAGCUGCAGGCCAAGGUGGACUCCCUUCGGGAAAAGAAGAAGGACUUGGCCCGGAAGGUGGAGCUGGAGCAGGUGAACAGCACUCAGGAAGUGCGUGAUCAGAUCAACGCUGAGAUCCGCCGCUUCCAAGAGAAGGCGCAGUCAGACUUGGAGUCCGUGCGGAGCAACAUGACGGCGCUCCAUCAGAAGGAAGUGUCAUUGCUCCAGGAGCGUGUGCAAAGCGCCGAGGAGCGCCUCUCUGGAGUGCAAAGCCGCCUGGAGAAUGAAGAGCAAGCGCAUCAAGCGCAUCAGCUCUCCUUCAGCCGCAUCCGUGCCGAGCUGCAGAACGAGAUCACGGAACUCAGUGGCAGUCUGAAGCUGAAGUGUUUCGAGAUCGAACGUGCGGGCUUCACGCUGGAGGAGGUGAGUCAGAGCCGACAGAAGCUGGAAGCGGAGAAUGAGCAGUUGAAGAAGCAGAUGGAGGUGCUGCGACAGGAGUUCUACACUCUCGAGGUGCAGUACAAGGAGGGCCGUGCCAACGAGCGAGCCGAGCUCAUGACCUUGCGGGAGCAAAUGAAGGGAUACAUGAACCUGGAGAAGGAUUUGGAUGCUACCAUCAAGAACUGUGCCGAGGCUCCUAAUGUUGAUGCACAAGACCCUUGGGUUGCAGCUGGCAAGACCCAUGGCAUGUUCGGCAGGGAACCUGCAGAAGAAGCCCUUCUCAUUGGCACGACUCUGGGCAGUGCACCCGCCAGUGCCCAACGUCGGAUCCAACAAAGCCUCCUUUUGGCGCAGGAACUUCAGAAGAAGAACCGCGAGGCUCGGGAGGCCCAGGUGAAGCUGUUGGAGGCCGAGAAGGAGAAUGGCCGUUUAAAGCAAGAUCUCGAAGCUGCUCAAUUGGAAUCUCGCGCUGCCAAGUGUUCGGAGCCGCAGGUCUAUCUCCACACCGCCCUGCGGGAACAGAAGGCCGAGACCCAGCGCCUGAAGCGCGAGCUGCGAAGCUGCCGCGUGGAGUUGGAUGGAGCACAACAGCAAGCAGAGAAAGCACAGCUCGCCAAGCUGCAUGUUGAAGAGGACUUGAGAAAGUUGCUCCUUCAACGGCAACACUUGGAUGAGCUCCGGAGCCUCAUGGUGGAGGAGCUCCCGUGCAAGCCUUUGAAGACCCUGACGGACAGCAUCAAACCUGAGCGGGCCUUACUGCCAGCGUAGUUCGGACAAACUCCUGGAUGACCUUUUGGUGGGUAGGCCACAGGCUUGGGAUUCUUUGGGAACUUCCCU
Molecule: messenger RNA, 2109 nt
Organism: Durusdinium trenchii
Lineage: Eukaryota; Dinophyceae; Suessiales; Symbiodiniaceae
Source: the annotation of a GenBank genome assembly